Messenger RNA from Hydatigera taeniaeformis, 933 nucleotides. Lineage: Eukaryota; Metazoa; Platyhelminthes; Cestoda; Cyclophyllidea; Taeniidae. The record is from the annotation of a GenBank genome assembly.
AUGGAACCACGACCAUGGCAGCAACAGAACUCAACAAUGCGCAUCGAUGCCAUUAUUAAUGUGAUUCUUCCCAGUGCCAAAUUAAACUCGGCAUCUGAUAUAGACAGGCCAACAAUUGGUGAAAUUGCCAUUUUCGAGAAGGUGGGAUCGAAGCUCUUCUCCGGAUGUGGAAGACGCUUUGACGUCUUUAGAAUUGGAAGCAGAAUCACAUUCAAAGCCACUGUCAUUGGCGGAGUCGCGAAGGAGUUAACGUGAGUCAUAAGGCCACGACUCAUCGCAGAGACGUUGAUCAUAGGAAAACCCGACUAUAUUGUGGUUGUCGGUGGAUCCACCGGUAACAGGGGUUUAAGAGAUGUCGAAAUAGUCUGGUACUUCAAAAUCCAACUGCCCAAUGAGCCAAAGAUUCAUUUAAUGGAUGACGUCUGGCGAUUUGGAGAAGCACAAAAAAAAGAGAGCCAAUUGACUCUGGGUACUAACACGGCUCCUUCGUUUUGUGGUAUGUUGCCCUCGGGUGGGAUGGGCGUUCUCUUGUGUAUACGCGCUCUGCAGAAUUCCAAUUUAAACAUUGAUACGUGCUCGCAUCCUAUCGAAUUCAUUAGGAGUGAUCCGGAAGAAUUCGAAAAACAAAUGAACGACAUUUUAUCCGGCAAAAACUCUGUUCUGGAGGAGGCGAUCACAUCCACCGACACAAACACCGUUUUAAGUGCAAUUCAGGCAGCAUGUUCUGAAUUGAGGGCGUUUGUGAGAACUGGUCUGACUCAAGCCUACAAAACUCCUCAGUUUACAGAAAAGAUGACUAGAAUUGUGGAAAAUGUCAAGCUGGUCAGCCAUGAGCAACUGCUACCCUUAUCAUCUGCCCUUGAGGCAAUCGCCACCGUUGCCGAAGAAAUCACCUUCACAACAGUCAACCGCAUUCGUUCUAAAUUGGUUGAG